CCCUCUUCUUCUACUUCUUCAGUAGGUAUUCAUAUACACAUAUGCCAAUUCCGUGAGAUCCUCGUCGCGAUAGCUUAGAUAGCUACCGCAUCCAUGGCCGACUCCCGAACACUGCGCAUCGUUACCGCCGCGACUUUCUUGCCUGCGUUUGCCCUCUGUGUCGCGCACGGCGUCAUCUCAGGCAGCCCCGCCCCCGCAGUCGGCCUGGUGCCGCUCGCCUUCUCAGCCGGCACAGGUAUUUUUCUAAAUUCGCGGCAGUCUAAGAGUAAACAGACACCGUCAGAACCGGAGCCGGAGCCGGAGUUGGAGCAAGGGGUAACCGAGGAGAGUGCUCUAGAACAGGAAUAUGAACGAGGACCAGAGACGGAAGACACGCAGCAGAGCCGAGAGGCAUCUGAUGCGCCCACUCCAUCUCCGGCGCCGAAAUCGACUUCGUCCCACCCCAUCCUCAUCUUCGCCGUCGAUACGAUCCUUGCUGCAGCACUCAUGGUAGUUCUUGUCUUCACAUGGAUCGAUUCCAGCAGCAGCAGCACUAACAGUGCCGAAUCGGUCAUGUUGGCCGCAUACGCGACAAUCCCACUACUAAUUAAUUUUUUGAUCCAUCUCUUCCUAGCGGUACGCGAAUUCUCUCGCGGCCUCGCAAUCCCGGGGCUGACGCAAUACCUCGCGUGGCAGGCUGUUCCGCCCGACUGUCCUAACUGUGGACACCAGCUGCGACCAGAUGCUCCUCCCAGCAUGCCGUGGCUCGACGGGGCGUCGCUACCGAGGCCGAACUUCAAGAUCAAGAGCGUAAAGUGGAAGUUACCAACAAUCCCGAAGGUGAAGGCGCCGAAAUGGAAGACGCCGGCUUGGUUCAGGAAUCGUGGCGCACGCGGGUACGCGCCCUUGUUUGUUUCUACCGAUCGCGAUGACGAGGAAGAGACUGCUGCACCGAUUGCCCCGUACAGAGACGACCCCGAAGUGGGCGAGCCGUCUACUCGGCUUGAGGGCCCCGAGACGCCGGAGCCCGAAGUGAUUGAUAUCGUGGGUAAGAAGAGCAAGAGGCUAGGGAGAAAUUCCUCGUCGUCGCCCUCGGCCUAAAGGGAAAGCUUCUUUCCCGAUUUAUUUUCACUUUCAUAUUUCAUGGCUGUGCGUUGGUUUUACGGGAAUGAUGUUAUCAAGCGAAAAGAAGGCAUGAUACCCCUGUGAUUGAAAGCUGCUUCCGGGCGUUCAUAUUGAAGAAUGUGGUAAUUUUCAAUGCUAUAAUUGCAAAAUUUAGAUACCUAGUAUA
This is a messenger RNA of Daldinia loculata, 1270 nucleotides long. RefSeq lists its product as uncharacterized. The record is from RefSeq and is a predicted model, not a curated record. The coding region runs from base 94 to 1080 and encodes 328 amino acids. Lineage: Eukaryota; Fungi; Ascomycota; Sordariomycetes; Xylariales; Hypoxylaceae. The transcript is spliced from 2 exons.